Molecule: messenger RNA, 3542 nt
Organism: Hemibagrus wyckioides
Lineage: Eukaryota; Metazoa; Chordata; Actinopteri; Siluriformes; Bagridae
Exons: 13
Coding region: 85-2343 (752 amino acids)
Source: RefSeq, a predicted model, not a curated record
AAAACAUUCUGAACACAUCACAUACCGGAAACGUCCUGACCAAGAAACAGAUAAAGAUAGAAUUUACGAAUUUUUACAUUUCUAAUGGAAAGAAAAAGAAACGGACAUAUGUCAGGAAACAAAACAGUGAAGAACGACUCUAAGAAGAAGUCUAGUUCUGCUGUUCCUCGCAACCCUUACAGCACAGGCAAGCUGGAAAAGAGUAUCUAUGAAAGAACUAAAAAGUUCACUGUGUACAACCCCAGCACGAAGCCCAUGCAGUAUAAUAGUCUGCACGAUUCUCACCUGAAGCACUUUUAUCAGUGUAGGAAGAAACAGCGCCUGAUGAAACUGGGGCUCAUCACAAACGAUAACAAGAUGUCAGGAAACAAAACAAUGAAGAACGACUCUAAGAAGAAGUCUAGUUCUGCUGUUCCUCGCAACACUUACAGCAGAGGCAAGCUGGGAGAGAGUAUCUAUGAAAGAACUAAAGAGUUCACUCUGGACGACCCCAACAUAAAGCUCAUGAACAUGGAGUAUAAUAGUCUGCACGAUCCUCACCUGAAGCACUUUUUUAAUCAGCAAGGGAAGAAACAGCGCCUGAUGAAACUGGGACUCAUCACAAAAGAUAACAAGGUGCUGUGUACUCUGAAGGAGUUCAGGGAGUACAUGCGCUACAGAGAGGCUUUUCACUUGAGCUGUGAGAAGCAUUUGCUUGAGCAACAGAAGCGGCUCCUGAAACAGUUCAUGAUGCUGAAACAGAAAGGUGAAAUCCCAGACAGGAUGAGCAUUUCAGACAUGAGCGACUGCCUGAUACGUAAAGGGAUGGGCACCUUCAGGAAAAUGCACAAACAAAACAUUAAACCUGGCAGCAAUCCAUAUUAUGAUGAAGUGUUGUGGAAGGUAAGGCAGAGACUCCAGCUGGAAAAAAUGGAGAAGGAAGUGAUAAGAGAACUCCGACUUGAACGCAGAUUCCAACAGGAUAAAAAGACUGCAUUGAAAAAACCUGUGAGGACUGCAUGGACUUCAAAGGUCCGCUCUUCCUCCUCGACUUUUCCACGUCCUGCACUACAAACUAUAUACGAGGAAAUGGUCGAGCCGUCCCCGAAAUUUCCUCGCCACAGAUUUUCUGCUGGAUCGACUGGAUUAGUUGGAGUAAUCAAUAAGGUCACCAGUAAGUCACCUGGGAAAUCUGCAGAUGUGCUGGCACAAAAAAGUCUCUUGAGCAGCAUCAAGUCUUCUGGCUCUUCAUCUCUCUUAUCAGCUCAGAGUCCUAAAAGCCCCAAAGAUCAGAUUCAGAUGGCAGUCCUGGAGGAGUUGAAUAAGUUUGUAGCGGAAAUUUCAACACUUAGCCUCAUGUUGGAUUCUAAGGAUAGCAGAAACCCUUCAAUGAAAGACUCUGAACUUGAGAAGGACACAGAGGUGAUUACUUCGGAUGACCCAGUUGUCCAACCCUCGACUUCACAAGUUGAGUCUUCAUCUGUUCAUCCUCAUAUUAGUGAGAACAUCAUGAAGUUGGCUAUGGACAGGGUGAUGUCACUUCUGCCCCAGACUAAGGCAGCUUUACCAUCUGGGAGCUCUGAAGCUUUAGAAACUGAAACUGAUACUCUUGAAUCUAAAAAUCCCAAGAGUGCUGUGUUAUUAGAGAUGAUGGUGAAGGACAUGGUGGAGGAGUGGGUUCAGUUUGAGACUCGACAGAAAAUGUCCUCUAGAGAUGAGGUACAGCCUAGGAGCUGCCAGUCUCCACAUUCUGAUAAUCAGCUUUCUUGCAAGGUUCCAAGUGACCUGUCAUCAGACGUCACAACUGAAAGCUCGUACUGCCCCUCAGAAAUCAACCUCGCUUAUAAUCUUGUAAGAGCUGCACUGGACAGAGUAUCACUAGUGAUCUCUGAGAAAAAGCCACUGUUCUGUGAGAAGAAAUCAGACAAGUCCUCCAGUGGGUCACGUUCAUCCUCCAGUAGUUCUGAUGAAUCAGAUGAAAGUACAAAUGACAACAGUAAGCCUGUCAGUCUACAUGGGGGAAAACUUCCAUGCCAUUUACAUUUAGAGAGAAAGCGAGUCCUCUAUGAAGCCCUAUGUGGAAUUCAGCAAAAAAUAGCAAGAGGGGAUUUUUCUGACUGGACGGAGCCGACUGUUUCACCCGAAAAUGCGGGGACGAUCAUGGAUCUGAUCACUGAGAUAAUGAAAGUCAGCACUAGGGAAGAAGACAUCAGUGAUGUGAUGACAUCAGAAAAUACUCCAACUGGUGGAAAACAAAAAAAGAAGACGCCGCCAAAAGGUGACUUCUUUCAAAGAACCUGGAAGACCGUGAAGCAACUUUUCAGUUCUGGAAGGAGAGCCAGCAAAGUCCAUCCAAUUAGCUAACCUCCUUAAAGUUAUAACCCAAAGUUAAGCAGUGCUCUUCUGAUUGGCGAAGGAAACAGCAUUCUCGUAAUUGGCUUAUAAAGCAGCGGCCUUCUGAUUGGUUAAAGAAGCAGUGCUCUUCUGAUUAGUUAAAGGAGAAGUUCACUUCCAGAACUUCCAGGUCAUCCAAGAUGAUCAUGUCUUUCUUUCUUCAGUCGUAAAGAAAUUAUGUUUUUUAUGGAAAACAUUUCAGGAUUUUUCUCUAUAUAGUGGACUUCAAUGGUGCCCAUAAGUUUAGACUUCCAAAAUGCUGUUUAAAUGCUGUUUAAAUACAGCAAAGUGCUGUAAACUAUCCCAGCCGAGGAAGAAGGGUCUAAUCUAGCGAAACGAUCUCACCUUCUCCACACUUGUAAACACUGGGUCUGUAGUUCCGCCUACAUCACGCGUGACCUUUUGACAUGAUUACGUAGUACGUAGCGUCGUGGGCACACAUCCCAGAGCUAGUGCUAGACAAUCUUUAAUAGAUUAAAAAGUAUACAAUUUUUAAAGAAAAUGACCGAUCGUUUCGCUAGACCCUUCAAGAUCCUUUUUCCUCGACUGGGAUCGUUUAGAGCUGCAUUUAAACUGCGUUUUGGAAGUUCAAACUCUCGGGCACCAUAGAAGUCCACUAUAUGGAGGAAGAUCCUGAAAUGUUUUCCUCAAAAAACAAUCUCUUUAUGACUGAAGAAAGAAAUACAUGAACAUCUUGGAUGACAAGGGGGUGAGGAAAUUUGUACAUUUUUGUACAUUUUUGUUCUGGAAGUGAACUACUUUAAGGAACUAGCACACUUCUUAUUGGUUAAUGAAGCAGCACACUUCUUAUUGGUUAAAGAGGAAGUGCUCUUCUGCUUAGUUAAGCAGCACCACUCUGAUUAGAAGACUACUAAUUUAGAAACACAGGAUCUGAUGUGACCCAGAUGAAAAUGGGUUCUCUUUUGAGUCUUUUGUGUGUUUCCUUGCCACCAUCACCUCUGGCCUGCUCAGUGGGGUUAUAAACUUUCAGAUUCAUACAGCUGCAUUAUAUUAAUGUUUACUGUUGAAAGCAUACACUAUUAAAAUUUAAAAAAAUGUAAUUCAGUAAAAAAAGCUGUUUUCAUUCUUUAUUUCCACAGAUCCACUUGUGUUAUCUGAUAGGUUAUGUCAAAUAAGUUUAUUAUUUCUUCACUUCUUAAAGAAGCUUU